This is a messenger RNA of Zingiber officinale, 1508 nucleotides long. RefSeq names its product tyrosine-specific transport protein-like. The record is from RefSeq and is a predicted model, not a curated record. The transcript is spliced from 13 exons. Gene Ontology annotation, biological process: amino acid transmembrane transport. The coding region runs from base 48 to 1349 and encodes 433 amino acids. Lineage: Eukaryota; Viridiplantae; Streptophyta; Magnoliopsida; Zingiberales; Zingiberaceae.
CCGGGUUAUCCCUAGCCGAGUCCGAAUUGGAGAGAAGCGAAGAACUGAUGGAGUUAUUCUCAUCUUCUUCCACUUCUUCUCUCCCGCAACUCUCUUCACUCGUCUCUUUCGCCCUUUCGCGCCGGUCAUCGCCUGCUUCCCUCGCCCUUCAUGCUACCCGAAGGCCCUGCAAACUCUCCCGACCCGCUCCAAGGACCCUCCGAUGCUACUGUCAGCGGCAGUCGGUGCAAGAGUUCGAGCGGCUCUUCUCGAAUCUCAAUCAGGCUACCAUGAAGAGGGAGCCAGGUCAAGGCAGCGUCACUAGCGGAAUCUUUCUGGUAACUGGCACCACGGUAGGUGCAGGCAUCCUUGCAAUUCCUGCAGUCACUCAAGAAGCAGGAUUUCUAGCCUCUGCAAUAACAUGUAUUGCCUGCUGGCUGUAUAUGGUUGUGACAGGACUAUUGGUUGCAGAAGUAAAUGUAAAUACCAUGUGUGAACUCGGCUCUGGAGGUGUCUCAUUGGUCUCAAUGGCCAAGAGAACGCUAGGAAAAUUUGGGGUUCAAGUUGCAUGCUGGUCCUAUCUAUUUAUUCAUUAUGCACUCCUUGUUGCUUAUGUGGCUCGCUCUUCAGAGAUUUUAACAAACACCUUCAGCAUUCCAGUGUGGGAGAGUGCUACCUUGUUUUCCUUGGUGUUUGGAGGCUUAUGCUAUUUUGGAAGCCAACGAUUUAUUGGAGCAAUAAAUGGAUUUCUUGUGUUUGGCAUCAUUGGGUCUUUUGCAUCUCUUGUGGGUGUGGCAGCUGGUGAUUUACAUUGGGAUUCUCUUCUUCAGGUCCAUUUAGAGGCUAUCCCACAAAGUAUACCUAUAAUAGCUCUUUCGUUUGUGUAUCAGAAUGUAGUUCCAGUGCUUUGUACAAACCUUGAAGGGAACUUGUCAAAAGUAAGGACUGCAAUUAUUCUCGGAACAGCCAUUCCACUUCUUCUGUUUCUUAUAUGGAAUGCUGUAAUUCUUGGUAGUAUUCCUGAUCUAAGUAAUAGUGCUACCCUGAUUGACCCACUGCAACAAUUACGUAAUGACAAUGGAAUAGUUGGACCAGUUAUUCAGGUGUUUUCAUUUUUUGCAAUAGCAACAUCAUACAUUGGAUUCAUCCUAGGACUUGCCGACUUCAUUGCUGACUUGCUUAAAUUGCCGAGUGGCGAAAGAAUACCUUUGCCCUAUUUGUUAACUUUGUUUCCACCUUUGGUCCUAUCAUUGCUUGAUCCAGAGAUAUUUUUCAAAGCAUUGGAUUUUGCUGGCACCUAUGGAGGUAAACUGUCAUCAUUAUUGGCCCCUUUCUUCUAUUCUUAUUGUGCAAGAUGGUUACAACAUUGACAGAGAAAUUAUAAACAUAAUUUAAAGAGGAUAAAGAAAAUAAAGUAUGCAUCCAUACAGAAAUAUGGUUUGAUAAAUUAAUGAUUCAUUCAUUGUCCUAAUGCCAAAUUUUUAGUUUGAUAUAGAUAUAGAUAUAGAUUGUGGAUUAACCUUUCAAGU